Messenger RNA from Xenopus laevis (African clawed frog), 5789 nucleotides. It is a transcript of the gene znf518a.S, whose product is annotated as zinc finger protein 518A S homeolog. Bases 534 to 4649 code for a protein of 1371 amino acids. The transcript has 3 exons. Lineage: Eukaryota; Metazoa; Chordata; Amphibia; Anura; Pipidae. The record is from RefSeq and is a predicted model, not a curated record.
ACUGCAACCUCAAGCACAGACCUUGCCAUGCAAAAAAAAGAAAAAAUAGUGCCACAACACAAUCCAAUAGAUCUUUGCCUGUGAGAGCUCUGGGGUUGCAUUUCCUCAAUGAAUAUUAAAAAAAGAACAGUGUGGAAAACAAGGUAAGGUGAAAGAUACAAAAAAAAAAAGAAAAACAAUAGAUAUAAGCAAAAAAACUGGGCAAAUGAACGUCUCCUUACACUUCCUGUUUCUAGGGCAAAGCAUUGUCUGCCUUGUUACUGGGACAAGGUGGAGCACGUAUCACUCCGCCGUCUCGGCUUGGAGUCCAUUUUAGGUCUGCCGAAAAAACCAGGGACAAUUCCCGGAUGUAACUGUCAUGGCCGCCAACGGCAAACUCGGGCAGCAGUUGAGGAAAUCAAGGUUCUGCAUAUUCCAUAUGUUGUAGCAAAUUAUGAAAAGAAGCAGUGCCAUUCUCUGAGUGAGGCUAACUAAAGAUACACUUCACUCUACAAUCAGAUCCUCUUGAUCAUUGAUUUCACUAUAUAUACACGAUGAAAUCACCAAAUAAGGACUUGUCUGUAGAGACUGAGGAAUCAGGACCCGCUAAAGAGGAUUUGUGGAAUUUUGCUGAACAUGAUUCCGAUACCAAUGAACCAAGCUCUCUGUCAUCGUUUUCUGUAAAUGAAAGCAUUUUACAUGAUGUUGAUGAAGAUCCAGACACAGCUGGUAAUGAAAAGGGAGAAAAAGCUCAAAACUCCACAAGCAAAAAGCAGACUGCAAGAAAGUCAUUCUGGAGAGGAACCCUAAGUAAUUUAGAUAGUUCUGCAGAUCUUAAUGCAGUCAUUAAAUCAGAACCUCAACUGGAUGACGACAUAGCAAAUAUAUCUGCAAAGGUUCUACAUUUCUUUUGCCAAAAAUGCAGCAAUGGUAUUCGAUACAGUCCCAAUGAUCUUCAAAAACACUUUCUCAUAAUGCACAAUGGGGAAUCACCCUUGUAUCCAUGUGAAAUGUGUGACUUUUCUGCUAAUGAUUUUCAGACAUUCAAACAACAUCGAAAGACACAUCGAAGUGCUUUAGUUAAAUGUGAGCUCUGCAAUAAUGACUAUUUGUAUACUUUGCUAGCUUUGACAAAGCACUUUACAGUUAUGCAUUGUAAUAAUGGCCACUUUAACUGCUCAAAAUGUAAGUUUUCUACCAGAGACGUUGGCACAUUUGUUCAGCACAUUCACAGACAUAAUGGAAUUGAGUAUGCUUGUCAGAAAUGUAAUCACAUUAGCUUCUCAAAAACAGAAUUUCAAAAACAUCUUCAGGGCCACAGUGCACUAUUUCCAUUUAGUUGUCAGUACUGCAACUACAGUGCAAUGAGGAAAGAUUUUAUUGUAAAGCAUGUUUUAGCCAGGCACAGAGAACAAAUUCACACAAAAGAUGAACUUUUGCAAGAAAGUUGUGAUAGACAAAUGGAGACUUCUGCUGGACUAAAACAUGUUUUUAAACCGUUCCAAACAGAUGCUUCAGAUAAGGGUUCAUGGAGAAAAGAAGCAAACCGUGGUCAAAUGGAGAAUGACGAAGAUGAUGGUCAAGGUACAAGCGGGUUGCAAUAUAAUUCCAUUGAUAAAAGCCAGGCUAUGAGUGCCAUUUCAACCUAUAAUAUGGAUCAAACAAUUCAAGAUGGCAUUUCAUCGGUGACAACUAUAAAGUGCAACAAUGAAGAAGUUAACUCAAAUGUGUUAAAAAAUGCAGUUCAUGGUCCAACCGUGCUAAUGGUUAAGAACAAUAAAAUUAAUGUUCCAGCUAAUUACAGUGCAACAUUCAUGGGUUACAAGAUGGUGAAUGGAAAACAAAAUAUUGUAAUCAAAUUGCUACCUUCAAAUAAACAAUCAGGAGCAGCACUACAGUCACCACCUCCAAAAUUAGGAAGUUUGACUCCUCAAGCCCAUGGUCUGAGACCAUUUGAGGUGUCCUCAAAUGGUGUUGACAGAAGACCUGCACCAUCAUUUAAACCUAAUAUGUCCUUAGGCCCUACAUCUGUUGCUUCUUUGCAAAAAAUUAGUGUCCCAUUCAGGCCCAGAACUGAAUCACAUCCUAUCAGACAUGGCACACCAAACCUUAUCAGACAGGGGACUGCUGCCAGCCAAGCUUUUUUGCAAAGCCUUCGGAAAGAUUUAGUAUGUCGCAGUACUAUUCCUAACUCUUCUAUUGGUACUGACCGAGCAAGCAACAUUAAAGAAGAGCCUGAAGAAUACAGUAUUAAUGAACAACAGAAUAUGCAAAAGGAACGGAAUCAUGGCUAUGAGUUUGCUGCAGGGCCUAUGCGUCAGGGUAGAAUGCCAAAUCCCUCAAAUCUAAAUCCUAGCAUGCAGCAUUUGCCAAGACAUCGACACAGCAGCGAUAGUGGAUUAGCUCUGUCUAAAACAUUGUACACUAAAGAUAGCGAGAUUAGAAAUUCAGUAUUGCAUUCAUUAACAGCUAGCAGACCCGGUGGAUUGAACUCUACAAACACUAACAUAAAGCCUCAGAAUAACUAUUUAGGUGGAAAUUUACACAUGCGUGACAAGCCAGCAACCUUAUUGGUAAAAAAUAGUAAGUCUGACAAUAUCUUGUUUAUGCCAAGAAUUACAUCUGUGUUCUCAUUGCAAAAUAGGGCACCAGCUUCUUCAUCAAUUGUGAAAAAUACUUACCUUCAUAACAUGUUGCAAGAAAAUAAAACAUUAUAUGACAGGCUCGCUGCAUCUAAAAAUAAUCCUGCUGGUAACAGUACACCAACAUCUACUAGGUUACCUAAUGUAGCAUCACGAUUUGACCCUCGCUUAACAAGUGGUGACAACAUAUCGAAAGGUUCUGCUUCAUCAUUCAUGCAAGGACAACUAUCUUCUGCAUUAGACAUCAAGACACCCCACCCCUCAAAAGUAGGAGAUCUACUUAAAGCACAUUCAGAUGCAAUUGUGAAUCAGCAGCUGGCAAAAGAAAAAAUGCUGGGAAUAGCACGGCCAGCUGGCAGCUCACCUGCUUUCAGAGUAGUUAAAACUCCACAGAAUGCUGGCUAUCCUCAUUCUAACACACUUUUAUUGCCUUCAAAUUCAAAUGCAUUGCUGCUUCCAAUUUUACCCACCCAUCAGAGUGGCUUGAAAAUGACUGCAAGUCAACCUGUCACUCAAAGUAACACAGGCAUCAACACUAAUACUCCUGUAAAUGCAAAAUCCAACAUGGUAUUAACAUUAACAAAUGGACCUUUUGGAACAAUUAGAAAUGUGUCCAAUGGAAAUCCUCAGACCAUGGCGUCUCCUGUUGCUACUGCAGGAAAUUACCAAGGAAAAUUUCCACUUCAGAGGCUGCAGCGACCUGCUGCGCCAUAUUUGAUGAAUGCAGAAUUAAAAGACAGAACUGUAAAUAACCUUCCUGCUAAAAUCCUUUCUGGUUCUACUCCAGCAAAUAAGCUUCCUGUUAAUUUGAAUUUACUUCAGUAUCACAUGAAUUCAAAUUCUUCAGUAGGGAAAGCUGGCAAUUUGGAAUCUGUAAGAAAUCAGAAGUCUGUUCAAAAGCAACCUGUUUAUGCAUUGUUGCCUGAUGGAAAACAAGCUGUCUUAUUAAAUUAUGUUUUACCAAAAUCUGCUCCAACCAAAUCACCAAAAACUUUUGCCAGAUUCCUGCCCUGGAAUAUUCAACCAAAGAACACAGAAGAAGCAAAAGAAACCUCAUUUGUUAGCAGUAACAGCAGUGAUAAUUCACUAGUGAAAGUUAAAAUUGAGGAUACCAGUGCUGAAAAUCCCUCUUUUCCAGAGAACACCUAUGCUGUUAGUAGUACUUCUCAUCAGGGUAUCACUGAACACUCCCAAUGGUCUCUGAGGCCAAGACCAAAUUUUGCUUCAGUUAAAGAUCAUUUGUAUUCCACAAGCAGCCACCAGACACUUUUGCAACCCUGUGCAGCAAAUAAAUUAAAUUGCAAACCAAGCAUUGCAAACACUUGGAACACCAGAAACAAAUCAUUGAAAAGGAAAGCAUCCGAUUCUAGCAGCUGCACGGGAGACUUUGAUUUUAAAAAUAAGAUUGCCAAGAAAAAAACAGUUGAUGAAUUUGUGGAACUGCCACGAAAGAAAAUGUUGCAUAGGAAAUGUAAAGAGAAAGUAUACUACACAAGUGAUGUUGUAAUAGACAUUCCAACACCAAGCCCACCAAAAGAUAUUGUGCAGACAUUAAGAUUGUAUCCUUUUAAUGCCAGCCAAGUUGUGACGUGCCCCCAACAGAAUCAGCCUGUUGUUGUGCUGAAUCACCCUGAUGCAGAUAUUCCCGGAGUAGUAAAUAUAAUGAGAACCAUCUCAAAAUUCAGCAGCCACGUUUUAACAGUGACAUUGUCAAAAAGAACACUUGAGGCCCUUCUUGAGUCAAAGUUAAACAGUGCUGCAGGAGCAAUUUCUGAUGGGUUAACUGGAAGACGUAGCAGGAGGGCAAAGCCCAUAAGCCCGGUGAAUGAGCGUUUUGUGCUCAAGUUGACAUUAAAGAAAACCAGUAAAAACAAUUAUAAAAUUGUGAAAAACACAUCCGAAAAUCAAGACAAAGCAAAAUUCCAUUGCUGGUUCUGUGGUAGGAUAUUUGACAAUCAGGACGAAUGGGUUGGUCAUGGGCAAAGGCACCUAAUGGAGGCAACAAAAGACUGGAACACUUUAUUUUAAUCAUUUUUUCUGUUAUUGAUCAUGGGACAUUUUAAACAGCAUCAGGAAUAUAUUUUGUUUUCUCAGUGACCUCAUUUAUCCCCUACCCUAGAUAAUACUGGGUAGUGUUGCUAUGAAAACAUUUCACGUUCUAUUCAGGUUUUUUUCCCCUAUGUCAGUGUCUGAAAAUAUUUUUUAUUUAGUUUUCAUUUUUAGAAAUAAACUUAAUUUACAAAUGUAAGCUAUGUGUUUACAACAUCAAGAUUCAAACAAUUUGCGUGUGCUUGGUUUCUACUCUAGAGUAGUGGUUCAUUUGUAAAAAAAAUAACUGGAAUUUGCAGACUUUGCCUGUGAUGGAAUGUCAUAAUUUUACAGUAAAAUGCCUUUUUCUGUAAUAGGCAAGGUACUUUCAAAGUCAGGGACAAUAUAAUGGAAAUGUACAGAAAUUGUCAAUACAAAACUUUUUAUACAUAAUUGUAUUCUCACAUAAGUUGAUAUUUUUCAUGAUGUAUAGCAUUUUCUUCACUUACCAUCCGGUUAUAUAGGUGUUAAGUAUGGGUAUUAACGUUCUACCUUUUUCUCUUUAUAUACAAAGUUUAAAUAAACAACAUAUUAACAUUUAUUUUGACACUUGUAAAUACAAAGAAAAAGCAUGAUUGUGAAUAUUUCAAGAUUGCGUUAUAUAUAGCUUUUUCCAUGAAUAUUAAAAGUGUUACAUCGUGAAUAGUUGUGUACACAUCUUCUUUGUGAUCACCCUAAACUAUUGCCAUGAUAAUUUUCAUCUUAAAGAUAUGCGAACAUCACUUUAUAGGAAUAUGCACUUAUUUGUAUGUAAUUUGAAAAAAAGUCAAUUUUAACAGUACAAUUUUUUUUUCUUCGUUUUCUGGUGUAUGAUUCAUGAUUAUAUAAGUGCUCCACCAAACUGACUAUGAAUUCUUAUGUGGAUCCCUUGCCCCCGAGCUUUAUGCCUUGCUCUUGGGCCUUCCCUGUGUGCCCACUUGGAUCUGUAAAGUCUUAUUUUAUUUUUUCUUCUGCCAAUACGAUUACUUGGGGUGAUAAGGAAAGGUGGGAUAUGUACUCUUAGAAGUCAUAGGGAGUUGCCACAGAAACUCAAAUGAAUAGAUCCCUGUCAAUGAUUAAAGCUAACCACGUUUAUUUUUA